AUGGGACAUGAAAACAUCACAGAAUUUAUCCUCUUAGGACUUUUUAGUGAUGAGGAUGCAAAGGUCGCCUGCUUUGUGGUGUUCUCACUUUGCUACAUUGUGAUUCUGUCAGGAAACCUGUUCAUUCUUCUCACCAUCAGAGGCAGCCGCCUCCGUGAGCAGCCCAUGUACUUUUUCCUGAGCUACCUGUCAUUCAUGGACGUCUGCUUCACUUCCACAGUGGCUCCCAGACUGAUCACAGACCUACUGGCUGAGCAGAAGACCAUCUCCUAUGACAGCUGCAUGGCCCAGAUGUUUUAUGCCCACUUCUUUGGUGCCACUGAGAUGUUCAUCCUGGUGGCCAUGGCCUAUGACCGAUAUGCAGCCAUCUGCAGACCCCUUCACUAUAUGGUCAUCAUGAACAGACAAGUAUGCUAUGUCCUUUUGAUGGCCUCAAUUCUCGGAGCAUUUCUCCAUUCAAUCCUACAGAUAUUGAUUAUUAUUGAUCUUCCCUUCUGUGGCCCCAAUGAGAUAGACCACUAUUUAUGUGAUAUUUUCCCUUUGCUGAAGCUGGCUUGCACGGACACUAGUCUGUUGGUUAUUGUGGUCAUUACUACCACAGGAAUGAUAUCCGUUGUGACCUUUGUUGCCUUGGUAAUCUCUUACAUCAUCAUCCUGUCCACCCUGAGGACACGCUCAUCCCAGAGCUGCCGCAAAGCUCUCUCCACCUGCAGCUCACACAUCACUGUUGUGUUCAUGUUCUUCUUGCCCCUCAUCUUCACUUAUGUCCCCACAGCUGAUUCUGUCAGUAAUGACAAAGUUUUUGCCCUAUUUUACACCAUGUUUGCUCCUAUGUUCAACCCUUUCAUCUACACGCUGAGAAACACAGACAUGAAGAAUGCCAUGAGGAAAAUGUGGUGCCGAGACACACGGUGUGAAGGGAAAUGAAGUCUCUGGAGUUCAAACCCUUGGCUGGGUCUCAUUCUAUCCACAGGAUCCUAAUGUCAGCAAAUGCAGCAAGUAGAGAGGUGGUUUGCUGUCAUCAAACAUUGUAAGAUGUGAAGGGAAAAGGUCCCUCAACUACCUCUUUCCGUUUCUUUAGUUUUCUGACCCAGUAUAAGGGGA
Lutra lutra (Eurasian river otter) is the source of this 1104-nucleotide messenger RNA. RefSeq names its product olfactory receptor 4P4-like. The transcript has a single exon. The coding region runs from base 1 to 927 and encodes 308 amino acids. Gene Ontology annotation, biological process: G protein-coupled receptor signaling pathway. The record is from RefSeq and is a predicted model, not a curated record. Gene Ontology annotation, cellular component: membrane. Gene Ontology annotation, molecular function: G protein-coupled receptor activity; olfactory receptor activity. Lineage: Eukaryota; Metazoa; Chordata; Mammalia; Carnivora; Mustelidae.